Molecule: messenger RNA, 2577 nt
Organism: Triticum turgidum subsp. durum (durum wheat)
Lineage: Eukaryota; Viridiplantae; Streptophyta; Magnoliopsida; Poales; Poaceae
Source: the annotation of a GenBank genome assembly
AUGGCCACCGCCGCCGGCCGGCUGCUCCCCUUGCUCCUGCUGCUGCAUGCGUUGCUCGUCGUCGCCGCGGCUGCAGUCUCCGGUGUGACGUACGACCACCGCUCCCUCAUCAUCUCGGGCCGCCGGCGCCUUCUCAUCUCCACCUCCAUCCACUACCCGCGCAGCGUGCCCGCGAUGUGGCCCAAGCUGGUGGCGGAGGCCAAGGACGGCGGCGCCGACUGCAUCGAGACCUACGUCUUCUGGAACGGCCACGAGACCGCCCCCGGCAAGUUCGCGAGGGUCGUCAAGGACGCCGGGCUCUUCCUGAUUCUGCGCAUCGGCCCCUUCGUCGCCGGCGAGUGGAACUUCGGGUCCGAUUCUUUCCCUUACAUAUUUACUGUCAUUUUGUUUCUCUGGUGUACCUGUCAACCUUUUUUGGAGGAUUUUAGGGGCUUGCCGGUGUGGCUGCAUUACAUUCCGGGGACGGUGUUCCGGACGAACAACGAGCCAUUCAAGUCUCACAUGAAGAGCUUCACGACGAAAAUCGUGGACAUGAUGAAGAAGGAGCGGUUCUUCGCCUCCCAGGGCGGGCACAUCAUCCUAGCUCAGAUUGAAAAUGAGUAUGAAGGUACCGAACAAGCAUACGGGGCUGGCGGCAAGGCAUACGCAGCGUGGGCGGCUAGUAUGGCUCUGGCUCAGAACACGGGCGUCCCUUGGAUCAUGUGCCAGCAGUCCGACGCCCCUGAUCAUGUGAUAAACACCUGCAAUUCAUUCUAUUGCGAUCAAUUCACGCCAAAUUCGCCAACCAAGCCAAAAAUUUGGACAGAGAAUUGGCCAGGAUGGUUCCAGAAUUUUGGUGAAGCUAAUCCCCACAGACCCCCUGAGGAUGUCGCAUUUUCUGUUGCGCGUUUCUUUGGAAAAGGUGGCACCGUUCAGAAUUACUAUGUGUACCAUGGUGGAACAAACUUUGGCCGCACUACUGGAGGGCCGUUCAUUACUACUAGCUAUGACUAUGAUGCACCAAUUGAUGAAUAUGGCCUUAGGAGGCUUCCAAAAUGGGCACAUCUGAGGGAGCUUCACAAAUCCAUAAAAUUGUGUGAACAUAGUCUGCUUUACGGUAACUCAACAUCAUUUUCUCUUGGGCCUCAACAAGAGGCCGAUGUUUACACCGAUCACUCGGGAGGAUGUGUUGCAUUCCUGUCUAACAUUGACUCAGAAAAGGACAAAGUUGUCACUUUUAGGAAGAGAAAAUAUGAUCUUCCCGCCUGGUCAGUUAGCAUCCUACCUGACUGCAAGAGUGUGGUUUACAAUACUGCGAAGGUUCGAUCUCAAACUUCGAUAGUCGACAUGGCUCCGGAAACUUUGCAAUCAUCGAAACCUGAGCAGUGGAGCAUUUUCACGGAGAAAAUUGGUAUUUGGGAUAAAAAUGACUUCAUACGAAAUGGAUUUGUGGACCAUAUUAAUACGACAAAAGACUCUACUGACUACCUGUGGCACACAACAAGUUUUAAGGUAGACACAAGUUACCCGGCAAGUGGGAAGCAUCCAAUUCUUAAUAUCGACUCCAAAGGCCAUGGUGUUCAUGCUUUCCUGAAUGAUAUGCUUGUAGGUAGUGCAUUUGGUAAUGGCUCAAAAUCAAGUUUCAGUGUGCAAAUGCCCAUCAACUUGAAGACUGGGAAGAAUGAAAUUGCACUAUUGAGUAUGACUGUUGGAUUGCAAAAUGCAGGAGCCCGUUAUGAAUGGGUAGGAGCAGGCCUUACAACUGUGAACAUCUCUGGAAUGGAAAAUGGAACCAUAGACUUAUCUUCAAAUAAUUGGGCAUACAAGAUUGGGUUGGAAGGCGAACGCUACAGUUUGUUCAAACCUGAUCAAGGGAAUAACCAAAGGUGGAGGCAACAAUCUGAGCCACCAAAGGAUCAACCUUUGACAUGGUACAAGGUAAAUGUUGAUGUUCCACAAGGAGAUGAUCCAAUUGGGUUAGACAUGCAGUCUAUGGGGAAAGGUCUGGCGUGGUUGAAUGGAAAUGCCAUAGGGAGGUACUGGCUUAGGACUAGUUCUUCUGAUGAUAGGUGCACUCCCAACUGCAACUAUAGAGGGCAAUUUUCCCCAAACAACUGCAGGACUGGAUGUGGGAAGCCAACUCAACGAUGGUACCAUGUCCCAAGGUCAUGGUUUCACCCAUCGGAGAACACCCUCGUGGUUUUUGAGGAGCAGGGUGGGGAUCCAACAAAGAUCACAUUCUCAAGAAGAGUUGCAACAAGUGUUUGCUCCUUUGUAUCGGAGAACUAUCCUUCUAUUGCUGACAUGGAAACCUGGGAUAAAAAUAUGUCAGACGACGGAGUUGCAUCCGAAGCACAAUUGUCUUGCCCCAAGGGCAAAAUUAUCUCUUCAGUUAACUUUGCGAGCUUCGGAGACCCUAGUGGAACUUGCAGAUCCUACCAACAAGGAAGCUGCCACCACCCAGACUCUCUAUCUGUUGUUAAGAAGGCCUGUCUGAACAACAAUGGUUGCACAAUUUCACUAGCAGACAGGGGAUUCGGAAAAGAUUUAUGCCCCGGAGUCAUCAAAACACUUGCGAUUGAAGUGGACUGCUCUUAG